AUGCCAUUUGCAGCUCCAAGAUCACUUUUGUCUGCUAGCAUUGCCAGCAGAAGAAUAUUCAAAAUCCCUCUCGGCUUUGUUCUUCAGAACACAAAAGCGAUACCUAUCCCACAGGCUCCGAAACGGUUUCCUCCAUUGACACUGCCAUCCGCCGUUCCUUACCGUGGCCUAGCAACACAGUCCACGGGCCCAACCGACAAGAUGAAAGCUCUCGUAUACGCGGGCAAUGGAAAAGUCGCCCUUGAAGAACGACCCAAGCCUACUCUCUCCUCUCCCACCGACGCCAUCGUCAAGCUCAAGUACGGAACAAUAUGCGGUACGGAUCUGCAUAUUAUCAAGGGCGAUGUGCCAACAGCGACCCCCGGACGAAUCCUCGGCCAUGAGGGGGUUGGAAUCAUCGAGGAGGUCGGUUCCAAUGUGACAGGGCUAAGCAAGGGAGAUACGGUGCUCAUAGCAUGCAUUACUGCAUGCGGGUCGUGCUCAUUCUGCCGGAAGGGAAUGAGCUCACAUUGCAGCCACGGUGGAUGGAUCCUUGGAAACACGAUCGAUGGCACGCAGGCGGAGUACGUACGGAUUCCGUGCGCGAUGUCCUCACUGUAUAAGUUGCCCCCCACUGUUGAUUUGGCAGAAGCUGUGAUGCUGUCCGAUGCGUUGCCAACAGGAUUUGAGUGCGGAACGUUGAAUAGUAAGGUCCGGCCAGGAAGUUCAGUGGCAAUAGUUGGUGCUGGACCUGUUGGACUGGCAGCAAUGAAGACCGCACAGUUGUAUUCACCGGCAAAGCUGGUGCUGGUGGACCUGGAUGACUCCCGACUUCAGGUGGGGCAGAAGUUGGGCGCAACGCAUGGGGUCAAUCCAAAGGGUCAAGACGGCAUCAAGCGGCUUCUCGAUCUAACACCGAAUGGUCAGGGCUUUGAUGCCGUUAUGGAGGCUGUUGGCAUUCCAGCGACGUUUCAACUAUGCCAGGAAAUUGUCGGGCCGGGAGGCGUCAUCGCCAACAUCGGCGUGCACGGGACAAAGGUUGACCUGCACUUGGAGAAGCUCUGGUCUCAGAAUAUCAGUAUAACGACAAGGCUAGUCGAUGCCACGACUAUUCCAGAGCUUUUGACUCUAUUCGAAGCCAAAACGCUUAAUGUCUCCGACUUCAUUACACAUCGCUAUAAGUUUGCAGACUGCGUGAAAGCGUAUGAUACUUUCAAGGCGGCUGCUCAGCACCAAGCACUGAAGGUAUCAUUGGAAUUUUAA
This is a messenger RNA of Coccidioides immitis RS, 1242 nucleotides long. Its product is annotated as alcohol dehydrogenase. Gene Ontology annotation, molecular function: zinc ion binding; oxidoreductase activity. The coding region runs from base 1 to 1242 and encodes 413 amino acids. The transcript is spliced from 3 exons. Lineage: Eukaryota; Fungi; Ascomycota; Eurotiomycetes; Onygenales; Onygenaceae. The record is from RefSeq and is a predicted model, not a curated record.